GUAUAAGUUAGACAUGUCUUUCUUUUCUUGUAUAUUAUAUUUUAAACAUGUAUAUAAAACCACAUUCCUGGAGCUGUAAAAUCCAUACAGACACAAAUGACACAGUGACGGUGUGCUUACAGUACCUUCCUCUAAAAGUAUCACCCACUGUUGUCCCUUACUGUGACUUGUCUAACAGUGUUCAUCAGUAGCAAAUAAUGGUAGCUUUAAAUGAACAAAACAUACAUCAAAUUUCACAUAUGAAGACAUAGAUAAAAAGAAAAAUUAAAUCAGAAGAUGGUCCAGCUGAGAGAGAUUCAUCUGAUUCUGUGAGGACUUGUCCUGUAUAACUCAGGGCUUUUUGUCCUUGCAUUAAACAUGGGCCAAAGCUUCGCAUUAAAUUUGCAUUCAAUUUAGAUUUACAUUUGCAUUAAAUUUAUUUGGUGACCUUCCAGAAGACAUAAUACCACAGCAUAUCAGACAAGUGCAUUCAUUAACAUUUCUUGGAGCUAACACAUACGUUGCUAAAUAUGAAUGGCUGAGAAUAACCUCUGAUGAAAAUGUCUAGUACUACAUUGUGUUAAUAAAUUCACUUAAUCACAUGAUUAACAGCUUAUCUGCUUGAUGUGCAAGUAACUAUUGUUCUCUCUUUUGCAGGAAUGAACCUGGCCUGAAAUCAGGAAAGUGGCUGUAGGUUUUCUAAUGCCAGUUUUAUAGCCACUUUGUCCACUACAACAUAAAUUUCCAAUAAGAAGGUCUUCAAAAUGUUCCAUUAAAUAUUUGAGAUAAACUAAUGAGGAGUGUAUUGAUGACUGGACUAUUUUUGACAUCACUCUGACCUGUGGUAAAAUAAGCUCCAAGCUUUUGUUUUACCAGGUACCAAUGAUGUCAAAUGCCCUGCGCUGGGUAGUGCUGGUGGCCUUCAUCUCAUUGACGAUUUGUGGAAACAUGCUGGUUUGUCUUGCUGUGGCGACUAGCCGCCAUCUGCACCAGAUCAGUAGCUGUUUUAUAGUAUCACUGGCUGUGACAGACUUGCUGCUGGGCUUGCUGGUACUGCCCCUUUCUGCCAUGCUGGAACUACGCAAUGGGAGAUGGCCUCUCGGGGGAGUCCUUUGUAACAUCUACAUCUCUCUAGAUGUGAUGCUCUGCACUGCUUCCAUCCUCAAUCUCCUGGCCAUUAGUGUUGAUCGUUAUCUUGCCAUUUGCAGUCCUCUCUGCUAUCCCAGGAAAGUCACACCUUUACGGGUGGCAAUCACUCUAACAGCUAUCUGGAUGUGCUCUCUGGCUGUGUCCUUUGUGUCCAUUCACCUAGGCUGGAACACACCUGACUUCAGACUGCAGAAUCAGCACUGGGACAUGUGGGACGAGGGAGAGGAAGGCAGAACAUGCCGCUAUGAAUGGAAUAAUAACUAUGUGCUCCUGAAUGCAUUUGGAAGCUUUUACCUCCCUCUACUGGUCAUGUGCGGAAUGUAUCAUCGGAUAUUCUGUGUUGCACGUGAGCAGGUGCGCCGUAUCAGGGCAACCACUCCGUCCUUUGCUCAGUCUGCAUCUGCAGCCGCCACUGCGCGGGAACAUAAAGCUACAGUGACCCUGGCUGCGGUUCUUGGCGCUUUUGUAAUUUGUUGGUUCCCCUAUUUCACCUACUUCAUAUGCAUGGGCAUGUGGGCAGAGAAAACCCCAUCUAAUCUCCUCCACUCUGUUGUUCUUUGGUUGGGUUACCUCAACUCUGCACUGAACCCCAUCCUCUACCCGGCACUCAACAGGGAUUUCCGUCGGGCAUAUGGCCAGUUGCUUCGCUGCAGAGGUGCAAAUUAAGGGGAAGUUUUCUUUUUCCCUCCAUUCCAAAACAAACAGACUCUCAUCAUUCACAGGCAACAGAAUAACCCAAAACAAACAGACUCAUCUUAAACAAUAAGAAAAUUACGUGUUGGAUUUACUUAAAAUAUAUUUGUAUCAUUUUUACAUCAUGCUUUUUAAGUAAAUUCAACUUAUGGUCAUUUUAUUUAAGCAUAACUAGAAAAUCUUUGUUACAUAUACACAAAUGUAUCAGUUCAUUUAACUUUAUUUACUUGAAAGGUGUGUCACACGAAUAAGAUUUAACAACUUAUUGCAUCUUGUUUUAAAUUUAUUUUAAUAUUAUUGUUUCAACCUAAUUUAAUUAGAAAGAAAACAAUGACUAAGGUCAGUCAUUAAACGACUUAUUCCCCAAAGAAUUGCAGAUAAAGCUGCCUUUCAGCUUUGCACAUUCACAUGCGAAAGGUAAGAUUACGUAGAUUUAAAAAGAUACAACAUUAAUAAAAGGAAACACUAAUCACCCUAAUGGUUAUUUUACAAGAAACAACCAAUUACAGUAAAAUAACAUCAAUCAUAAAAAAAAGCUAAAAUAUCUAUGAAUUACUAAAAAUGAAUUAAAUUAAUACCCCAGUAAGUUCCUUUUGAUCAAACAAACAUGCUUAAAUUAUUCAAGCGCAAAGGCUUAUGGGUUUUUCCCCCACAACUUCAGUUCAAGUUAGAAGUACUUAAAAUUGCUUGGUCUGAAUGGGGAUGCGUCAAAUGUGAGCUCAUGUGAACACGGAGCUGCAUUCAACAUGGCAGCACUCAGCUGCUAGACUGUAUAACUGUGCUGCUCUUUGCAUUUCAUUCGGAUAUCUGCAAUACCACACAGAUAUAAAAGUAUUUUCUAUAAUACAACCAACAUACCUCUUAUGGAGAACAAUUCAUAGGUGAUUACUUCUACCACGAGAUUGAUGUUGAUAUACAAACACGGGAAGAACUACACAACCCAGCCAAAUGCAAAAAAAACAAAACAAAAAAAUACUAAUCCACUAACACAGAUGAUCUGAUUUCCACUGGCACUGAGGUUAGUGCAUUGAAUUCUAUCAAUAACAAAUUAGACAUACUUAGGAUUAUACAUCAAGAGAUAAAAGACCUACGAUCUAGCCUUGAAUUCGCCCACCAACAAAUCAACGAUCUACAUAGAGACAACAAAGAACUCCGAACUACCGUGCAAUCACUUUCCUCGCAAAUAGAGAUCAUGAAAAAAGAAAAUAAAGAAAUGAAAGAAAAUAUUCUAGACACUCAGGUGAGAAGCAUGUGAGACAACCUUAUAUUCUCGGGGACUCCUGAGAAUGACACUGAAAUGCCAGAAUCCACAAUUCAAAACUUAAUGCGCCGCAAACUGAAACUCCCGUUGACAUCAUCAAGAACCUUUACCUUUCACCGUGUGCAUCUUCUCGGCUCCCAACUGAAAAAUCGACCACUCGGCCAAUAAUCAUCAAGUUUGAACAUUAUAAAGGAUCUCGUGAAAAACAAAGGGAGGGAACUGAAGGGGACUGCCUUCAGACUCAAUGAC
This is a messenger RNA of Myxocyprinus asiaticus (Chinese sucker), 3331 nucleotides long. RefSeq names its product histamine H2 receptor-like. Gene Ontology annotation, molecular function: G protein-coupled receptor activity. Gene Ontology annotation, biological process: adenylate cyclase-activating adrenergic receptor signaling pathway. The record is from RefSeq and is a predicted model, not a curated record. Gene Ontology annotation, cellular component: membrane. Bases 862 to 1794 code for a protein of 310 amino acids. Lineage: Eukaryota; Metazoa; Chordata; Actinopteri; Cypriniformes; Catostomidae. The transcript has 2 exons.